ACCAUACCUGUAUCAGUCCUUGUAUCCACCAUCUGAUUCGAGGGCUUUGGCCCCUCUGCAAACCCUUACCUCUCUCAAGUUUACCUUCGUCACAGCUUACAGCUCCUCUCUAUCUCUCCGACCGACCGUCCCCUUAUUAUCGUUCCCCCUUGCCGCCCGGUGGCUCGGUGCUCCCGUCGAUUCACGAACACAAACUGGUAUGGGAUUCGUUUCUUCUUCUCGCGCUUCAGGGGGUUCCGUUUAGGUUUUUCCUUUGAGUUGAAGACGUUGCCAUUAGCAUUUCUGUUGCUGGGAUACCAAGAUGGCAAUGAACCACAUCAAAAUGAGAAGUGUUGUGAAGGAGGUAAUCAGGGUGGAAGGGCGCAGAAUGUUUGCUGCGGGGGGUGGCAAGGCAAAGAAGGGCUCUAAAGGAGGUGCAGCUGCUGAUGCCCCAAAAGCAUCAACACUAAGCAAAGAAGUCAAGUCCACUACAGUUGUUGGUGCCAAUAUCCUCAAGGAUGGUGUGGAUCCCAAAAUCUUGCCUGACUCAGAGUACCCUGAAUGGCUGUGGCAUCUUCUUGACAAACGCCCAGCACUGAGUGAGUUAAGAAGGAAAAACAUUGAAACUCUCCCGUAUGAAGAUCUCAAGCGCUUUGUUAAGUUGGACAACCGAGCCAGGAUCAAGGAAAAUAAUUCUAUGAAGGCAAAAAACUAAUCAGAGGCUUUUAGCAAUGAUUUUUUCUUGGAAAAUUUUCUUGUGCAAGCUCUGUGUUUUACUAUUUUUGGGAUGCUUCUCUGUCAUUAAUGCUAGAGCUAUGAUCUUUUGGUGGUUUAGUCAUAAAUGAAAGUGAUGACAGAGAAGAUAUGAUCUCAUAAAUUGAUUAGUUGUUUUUUAUGCCAGGAAAAUAAGUAUUUGGUUGGCUACUGCU
Diospyros lotus (date-plum) is the source of this 908-nucleotide messenger RNA. Its product is annotated as 54S ribosomal protein L37, mitochondrial. The record is from RefSeq and is a predicted model, not a curated record. The transcript has 2 exons. NCBI's taxonomy places the organism in Eukaryota, Viridiplantae, Streptophyta, Magnoliopsida, Ericales, Ebenaceae. Gene Ontology annotation, molecular function: structural constituent of ribosome. Gene Ontology annotation, cellular component: mitochondrial large ribosomal subunit. Bases 302 to 694 code for a protein of 130 amino acids.